This is a messenger RNA of Colossoma macropomum (tambaqui), 3575 nucleotides long. RefSeq names its product thymocyte selection-associated high mobility group box (gene tox). Gene Ontology annotation, cellular component: nucleus. Gene Ontology annotation, biological process: leukocyte differentiation; regulation of transcription by RNA polymerase II. The record is from RefSeq and is a predicted model, not a curated record. NCBI's taxonomy places the organism in Eukaryota, Metazoa, Chordata, Actinopteri, Characiformes, Serrasalmidae. The coding region runs from base 471 to 2054 and encodes 527 amino acids. Gene Ontology annotation, molecular function: chromatin DNA binding. The transcript is spliced from 10 exons.
AGUGAGUGAGUGAGUGAGAGAGAGAGAGUCAGUGUGAGCAGUGAGAGCUGAGGAACAGCAGCAGCGUUUUUCUCUGCCUUUACAGACCUGAGCACUUUUUCCCUCCAGCCAGCCUCGUUUUUUUAAAGUUUUUUCCUCCCUCCUUCUCUGCCUCUCCUCCUUUGUUUUGUUCUCUUCUCUUCUCUUUUCUUCGCUUCUACUCCAAACCGCGAGCGGAUGUGAGCUGCAGAAAAAGUGAGGCUUGUUUCUUUCAUUUUCUGCGCUCCGGUUUUUUUUUUGUUUUAGGGGUUUUGUGUUGCUUUUGGAGCUCGUUUUGUUUUGUCCCUGCAUCUCGCGCGUGUGCGCGCGCUUGGAGAAGAAAAAUAAGAAGGAGAAGAAGCGAUAAAACAACGACGACGACAACAACAACAUCAACAGCAGAGAAGUUUCAGUGAGAAAAAGCGGGAGUUUUGGUUGAUGGUUUCACUGAAAUGGACGUGAGGUUUUAUCCCCCUCCAGCAGCAGAGCCUCCUUCAGCUGCAGACCCUGCCCGGCUGGGAAACUCUCACUAUUCAGACUACUGCACCAAGUUUGACGGUGAAAACAUGUUCAUGGGUAUGCCUGAGCCCAGCCCGGACUUUGUGCCAGGGAACCAGUUCCGUGUUCCUGCGAGCCCGAGUCAGACGCAGCAGAGCCCCAAACAGGGAGGGCAGUGGAAAAGGGAGGCGGACGGCCCGAGACUGCCCUGGUCCUAUCCAGUGCCCGGUCUUGGAGAUGAGGACUUCAACAUCCCUCCCAUCACCCCGCCCACCCUGCCCGAGCAUGUGUUGGCUCACCUGCCCGAGACGGAUUCGGCGUACCACCCGCUGUGCCCACCCGUCUCUCAGAGCGGGCUGCACCCCUUCCACCUGCAGCCCGUCGAGCUGCCCAUGUCCGUCCCCAGCAUGGUGGGCCAGGACACCAACCUCAUCACCAACUCACUUUCGGUGAUGCAGCAGAUGGUUAACUCGGACUCGCGAUACAGCGGCCAUCCGCAGGUCGACCCGCUCAGACCCAGGGUCCAGUCGGGCAUGGCUCCUCAGGGUCAGCUAACCACCAUCAACCAGUCGCAGCUCAGCUCUCAGCUGGGCGUGAGUGGAAACGGCACACACGGCUCUCCGUCUCCUCCCGAGAGUAAAUCGGCCACACCUUCACCUUCCAGCUCGGUGCACGAGGACGAUGCUGAGGAAGCUCUGAAGAGCGGUGCGGAAAAGAGAGCUGCCUCAGACAUGGCCAAAAAGCCCAAAACCCCCAAGAAGAAGAAGAAGAAAGACCCCAACGAGCCACAGAAACCCGUAUCUGCCUACGCUCUGUUCUUCAGAGACACACAGGCGGCCAUUAAAGGUCAAAACCCCAACGCCACUUUUGGAGAGGUGUCCAAGAUUGUGGCUUCUAUGUGGGACGGUCUGGGAGAGGAACAGAAACAGGUGUACAAAAAGAAGACGGAAACUGCGAAGAAGGAGUAUCUGAAACAGCUGGCCGCGUACAGGGCCAGUCUCGUCUCUCAGAGUUACAAUGACCCAGGUGAUGUGAAGGUGUCCCAGGCCUCUCAGAUGUUGGGGCCGAAGCCGCCGGUGUUUCCUGGAGCGGGCCAGUCCCACCCAGGUCUCUACAUGGGACCCCCGUACCCCCAGCAGCCCGGCCUGAACCCCCACCUUCCCCACAGCCUGGUACGGGGGUGCCCACCCCGGACCAGCGCCCCCAUGCCAGGUUCAGUGGGCAUGAACAGCAUGGCGACGACCCCCCCACCCCUGCAGAUCAGCCCACCAUUACACCAGCACCUCAGCCUGCACCAGCAGCAGCAGCAGAUCAGCAGCCACUCACUGCCACUGCAUUCACCUUCUAUGGCGCAGGGCUUUCCCCUCCAGGCUGAAUAUCAGAGUAUGAUAAAUGUCUCCUCAGCUGGACCGGGCUUGUCCCCCUCCAUGGACUAUCGCUCCGGCUGCAGGACCGGGCCUGGACAGGGUUUGGACUGGACCCCAGAUUACUGCGGAAACGGCGCUCUGCAGAGGGAUAAAGCCCUGUAUCUGACCUGAUUGAGACCAUCCUCCCUAUCUGCAGCUUCACAGGACCAAGGCAGUUCUGCUUUCAAUCCAACUGUUCAUCUCCGGCCUCCUCAUUCAGGCAAAACGCGCACAAAACGCACAUUAAAACAACCGAUUGCCGUGUGUUUGUGUGUUGGAAUGAGUUUUCUCAUCACUCGCUCUUCAGACGGACCCUCGAUCUGGGGUUCGGAAAACGUUUCUUCUCUGAAGCCUCUGACGUUCAGACAGUCGGGGGGCAUGAAAAUGGAAAAUGUAAAAAUGUAGGAUAAAAUAAAAGUUAAAUACAAUCACCGAAGGUUUAAUCCCCCCCCCAUAUAACUCCCCCCCCCACCCAUCCCUAUUUCUCCUGUAACAUUGGUCCCAUUUAGAAGAAUCUGUUUCGGGGAUUCGGUGAAACAGCGCAAGUUAAACGGAUCUGUAAGCACUUACUGUCGGAAUGAAAACCAAAACUGCAAAGACAAAUUCAAUUACAGUCUGAAAAAAAUGAGGAAAAAAAAAUCACAUAAAUAGAGCGUGUAGGUUAUUCCUUUAUUUCUCCCCACCCACGCGCUCUCUAUCUCUAUCUCUCUCGCCCUUUCUCUCUCUCUCCGGCUCUCUCGUUCCCCUUUGUAUAGUUCUCUCUCUCUCUCUCUCCUUAAUGCUCUUUGCUAGUGAACUGCCUUAGAAAACUGAACUGUUGUAAGUAUAAAGUGAUCGUUCAUAGGCGCCGCUAUGAACUGCGUUAGUGGCUUUCGUAGCCCCCCAACCUCACCCCACCCCACCCCCCCCAGAAAUUUCGAGCUGUAAAUAGAAUCUGUGUGAUUAUUAUUUACUCCUAGAGUAUAAAAAUCUGAUUUUUUUUUUGCUUUUGUUUUUUUUCCAAUGUGAUUUCGAAUUGGGCCAUGCCGGUUCGUUUUAGAAGUAAAAAUAAAUUAAUAAAUAAGUACAUAAAAGGGGAAAAGCUGACGUAUUUUCUUGGCAGCCGGAUUAGAUUUGUUUUUUUCCCAGUUUUAAUAAAAAAAUUUGAUGCCGUUAAGGAAAAAAAACCUGGAGGUAGCAUGAAAUGAGUUCCUAAAAGAAAGGAAAGGAUAAAAAGUUUAUUUUCUACUACGCAAAAUACUUUUUUUGUAUCACUUCUGCCAUAUUGAUGAUACUGUCAUCCAAACCAUGUCUAUGGAAGUGUCAGAAGCUUGUACGGUGUUAAUUGGACGCAGUGGCAGAUUGGAUUUCGCUGUAUAACCCUGGCAUAUGGCUGAUCGGUUACUAUUCCUCUACACUGUGUCUAUAUGAGAUCUUUUUAUGGUACUUGUUUGCGCCUAUUUAUGAGAAAAAAAAAAUAACUGUAGGUGUUUUUAAAAGUAAUUAUGUUAGCGAUUCUGGGGAUGUUUUUCUGUUCAUUUGUAUUUUUUUGGUUUAUUUUCUGUUUGUUUUUUUUUGGCAGGAUUGAUCCAGGCGAUAAUGUGAACAAUUCUUAUUUAGUUUUUAUUGUGUUUGAAGAAUAAAAGCAAACCUGCAUUUUUGUGCAGUAAUCAA